GAUAAUUAAGUUGUGUUCGACUGUUUUACCUAUGACACAGUAAACCAUUUAAUGCUAUAGUUCACUGGACAUUGGUUCCUAUAUCGUCUGCAAAAGUCUGCCUUUUUUUCCAGGAGGAAUAUUCUAUAUAGCACGUACAGCGCGUGCAUGGCGAUCACGGACGGUCGGAUUAAGGGAUCCAUGGUGGUGAUCUUGUAGUCAGUGCGAGCUCGAACCGCAUGACCUGCAAGACAUUAAGAUUUCAUAUGAAAGAUAUCUGUUGUUUUUUUUUAUAUUAUAAAAAAAAGGUGUGAACGUGGAGGGGGUGCUGAAGGCGAAGAAAAAUGAUACAUCAUGCAAUUAGUCAAGACGGUGCGCACGUACAACCAAUCUCCGAGCACAGGCCUGUUACAUCAGACGGACCACAGCAAUCCAAGGUAGUUAUCGUUGAUAAAAAUAAAGAUGAAACUUGUAGCUAUAGAUUCCUUCCCUUGUGUGGAUUCGUUUGUAGUUCUUUUUUUGGCAGGGAUACGUGUGUGUGUAUAAAUGAAAACGUCUUUAAAAACAGAUCGAACGUUUAUUGUGGCGCAGCUGACUGAUAUAGCGGAAUAAUACAAGGGUUAUUUAAAAUUAUUUAAUUUCAUGGUAUCAUCAGCACUUCUGUUCUAAAACUAUAAAAUAAACACACAGAUUGCCACUAUAUAUACUGCAAGGCAGUGAGAGUGGGGAAUCGAUAUUAUGCAUGUAUCCAUCCCCGGGCCAUGCUUAGGGGCAUGCAGACGAUCGAGGCAUUUGCCUUAGGCUCCACGUUUUUGAUUAAUAUAGUAACUAUAUAUAUAUUGGCUCCAAAUUAAUCCAUAUGCCUGAUCGGGCCCCGCGGGGGCUAAGAACGGCCGGGUCUGUCCAUUCCUACUGAUUAUACAUAUAUACUUUACUAUAUAGUUCUCGGGUCGACAUAAAGGAUGCUUGUUGUUAUAAAAGAAUUUGCGGGAGUGAUCUGUAUGGCAUUAUUGGAGCCUAUACAACGAUUUUUAUACUGUUUCACUUUACUCGCUCGUCACCACUACAAUGAGGGUUGUAAAUUCGUGAUUUCUAGCUUCGGGGCACACGUACUUCUCACAGAGCUGGCCAUCAGUGGUUUUCUCCCCUUUAGUACUCUUUAGGUCAAAAUCACCACGUGAAGCAGGUGACACCACAGGUGACAUCUACCAAAGGCCUUCAGUGGUUAUUGUCAAUAGGUGAAUAUAACGACCAGAAAAAAUACUCUCAGCCUUAUAACAGAAGACAGCAGGACGGACCCUCAAAGGGCUCCUACGCAAACCACAUGGACAGCUUGGAUUUGCCAAAGGGUGGUCAGGGGCCGCCUGCUCCAGACAACAAAGAUUCUAAACUGACACUGAAGCAAAACUUUGGCUUUAUCCGAGGAACAUCGCUUGUAAUUGGAUCUGUCAUCGGUUCUGGAAUCUUCAUACUUCCUCAGAACAUCUUGAGGCUGACAGGGUCUGUGGGAUUGAGUCUUGUGGUGUGGGGACUAGGAGGUGUGAUUCCUUUCUGGGUGCGCUGACGUACGCCGAGUUGAACAGCGUGGUGAGCAAGUCCGGCUUGACGUACGCUUACCUUCACGACUGCUAUGGUCGUCUUCCCGCUUUCCUCUUCCUGUGGACCUCAGCCACCGUCAUCGUCCCCUCCAUGAUCGCCAUAUCAGGCUUGGCCUUCGCUGACUACUUGCUGACGUUGGCCCCAGUGUGCGGCCCGCGGCCUGAACUGAUUGUCAAGCUGUGUGCUGUGGCCAUGAUAGUGACUCUAAUGGUGAUCAACUGCAAAAGCAAUGAUGUAGCAGCCCCUGUGCAGGUGAUAUGUACCAUCCUCAAAAUCCUGGCCCUUCUUGUCAUUGUCUUUGGUGGUAUCAUCAGGAUGGCCCAGGGGUGGACAGCAGAGCUAAGGCAAGGGUUUGACAACUCCACUAAAGAAUCAGUUAACAUUGCCUUGGCAUUCUAUUCUAUCAACUACUCCUAUGCUGGAUGGAGCAAUGUCUUUACCAUCUUUGAAGAAGUUAAGAACCCCAAAAGGAACCUACUUGCUUGUAGUGGUGUGGGGAUUCUGGUUGUUACUGUCCUCUACAUUAUGGCAAAUAUUUCAUUCUUAACAGUCUUGUCCAGGAAGGAAAUGAUGACAAGCUCUGCUGUUGCUGUGGACUGGGCUGAUGUUGUAUUGGGAUCAGCAUCAAUCACAAUGCUUUUGGCCAUAGCAGUAUCAACAUUUGGUGCUGCGGCUUCAAGUCUUUUCACGGGGUCAAGAAUAAUAUUUGCAGCUGGAAGAGAUAAUGUUAUGCCAGAGUGGCUCAGCUUUCUUCAUGUCAAUAAUUUGUCACCAGUUCCUGCCAUUUUGUUUACAGGCAUACUAGCCAUCAUUUUUGUGAUUCCUGGGGGAAUCGGUAACAUCAUCAAUUUCCUCAUGUUUCCCAUGAACAUUCUGGACUUCUUAUCAACAACAGUUCUCUUUGUGUUUCGUAAAACAAAACCAAAUGCUCCACGUAUCAUCAAGGUACCACUGCUAGUGCCAUGUCUGGUGUUGGCAUACACAUUGUUUUUGCUGGUUACACCACUUGUUCUAAACCCGCGCAUGGAGUUUCUUUAUGCCACAUGUUUUGUGGUAGCUGGUGUACUUUUCUAUGUGCCUUUCAUUCACUGUGGUUUCAGGAUAAACAGGCUUGAUGGAGCUGUAGCAAAACUGCAAUUAUUACUUCAAGUGUCACCAGCAACAUACUCCAAACUGCAAUAGUCAGCGUGGUUUACGUAUCUGAGUUUUGGGUUGAUAAAGCUUUGGUCUAUUAAUGUUAAAUCUUAAGUUUUUGGCUGACUAAAUGUGUGUACCAAGCUAAUUUUCUACUUGUACAAUAAAACAGAGACAACCAAAACUAGAUUCUGUAUUCAGUGGUGUGGUGUUACCAGCUGAUCAAGACGCAAACAACUAGACCUGUGCAUCAUAAACAUUUUAAUUUUAGAGACAUUACAUAGACAUUAUACAUGUUUGAUCUAAGCCAAAAUGUAAUACACUAGAGUAUGACCCACAAACAGUGAAACUUUUGGCAAAUGUGUAGCAUAUGUAUGAAAAAGUGUGACAACUGAAACUUAGCUUUUAAUUCUCAGAAUGCUGAAAACACAUUGUAAAAAGGUAAAAACUUAAUCAUGAAGGAACUCACGGACUAGAUAAACGAAUUAUAAAAAUAUAGAGUAAUUCAACAGUCAAAUUGAGGACAACAGAUAAAUAUAAACAUAUAUAAUACAAACAUAAAAUAAAUGUGCCUUAGUAAUCACAGAAACCUAACUCAAUAUCAAACUACUGAAAGCUAAAGUUCUGAUUUGAAUUUAUCUCUGGUGGUGUACAUUAAACUCUAAUGGUAAAAUAAAGUAAAAAACUGCACUUUAUAUUUUUAAAUGCAUAUUCAAAAAGACAAAGCUAACAUUAGGAAGAUUAAAUUAUACCGAGUCUUCUAUCAAAACAAAAGCCAUUUAAAAAAGUACAGAAUUUAAGACCAUAACGUCGCAGGAAUUUUAAACUUUAAAAUGUAUUUUAUAAUGAUGUGGAUAAAAUGAUUUUUUAACCUCUUUGCAAAAAAAAAAAAAAUAAAUUAAAAAAAUGUUCAAACACGUGUACAUGUGUACAGAACAAGACUGCUCAUAUUUCAGUAGUUACUAUCCAUUAACUAAACACAUCUGAAAAUAAUUUUGAACUUGGCUUAGCCUUUAAGGUAAACAAAAAACCACAAUACUAACAACUUAACAUCUUAUAAAGUUGAUGGUCCACAGUUCAUUCCUGUAGAAUGAACAAGCUGUUACAUAUAAUAUUUAAACAUAAUUAGUGUUAGAAAAUUAAUAUAACACCAUUUUUGUGCAGUGUGCUUAAAUCUAGUUUCAAGACACCUCAGCAUAACUUUCCUAUAGUUCAAAUACUUUUCUUUUUAGUUUCUUUUCCAUUUUUUUCUCCUUAAAAAAUAAUUUUAAAAAAAAUGCCUUCAAAAGACCUCUUGUAGUAAAAUUAUUAUGAAACUACAGGGUGUAUCAAAACAGCUCAUUAUCUGCAUCAAUAAAAAUCAACAAAAUAAUUUAAUAUACCAAAGUAUAGAAGAAAAUUUAAAUCAGUGUACACAGCAAGAGGACAAAAUCGAUAAAGGGGGAUCGUGUAGAAGACUUUUUUUUUUUUUUUUACAAUAUAGAUUAAAACAAAGUUUUUCAAAUCAAGUGAAAGG
Pomacea canaliculata is the source of this 4228-nucleotide messenger RNA. Its product is annotated as b(0,+)-type amino acid transporter 1-like. The record is from RefSeq and is a predicted model, not a curated record. Bases 1669 to 2760 code for a protein of 363 amino acids. NCBI's taxonomy places the organism in Eukaryota, Metazoa, Mollusca, Gastropoda, Architaenioglossa, Ampullariidae. Gene Ontology annotation, molecular function: L-amino acid transmembrane transporter activity. Gene Ontology annotation, cellular component: membrane. Gene Ontology annotation, biological process: amino acid transmembrane transport. The transcript is spliced from 13 exons.